Moneuplotes crassus is the source of this 1112-nucleotide messenger RNA. NCBI's taxonomy places the organism in Eukaryota, Ciliophora, Spirotrichea, Euplotida, Euplotidae. The record is from the annotation of a GenBank genome assembly.
AUGUUAAAAUACAUCUUCUGCUUAGACACAUCUCUUCCUGAAGACGUUCAGAUAUCUUCAAUGUCUGCAAGAGGAUUUUACAUUAUUACUUAUACCCUAUCUUUCAUAGCUUUGGGCUAUUACGACAACCAACUUCUGGAAGCGAUCCAUGAUUACCAUAUAACCUACCUUGUACUGUACUGUUCCUUACUAAUAUCCUCAACAAUACUCUUCUUCACAGCAGGCACGAACUGAGGCUACCUCAGGGAUUACCCUACUGAAGACCUAGUGCAGGGCAAGGAGUACCAGACCGGCUACUUUGUUAAUGGAAGACAUGUUGUUAAUAGGGAUAGCAUAGAGGCAGCAGUUGAAGAGCACAAGCAAGAGUCUGAUGCUGUUUUUGAAGUAGCUAAGGAGGCUAAUGACUCACAGAUAGGGGUUCAGACUCAAGGAGAUGAGGAAACUGAGGAGAGAGUGUCAGAAGUUGAGCUAAAGAGCAGGAUUACAGGAAUUGAGCAUAUUUCGCCAUUUGAAAUUCCUCCUAAAAGAUAUUGAGAAGAAUGAAAAGUUACUCAGCCGUACAGGACUAAGCAUUGAAGAGAUUGUAAAACCUGUGUGAGGAAAUAUGAUCAUCAUUGAUUUUGGAUUGGAGGAUGAGUUGGAGAGCUAAAUCAUCGAAAAUUCUUUGCAUUUUUAGUCAUUAAAACUUUCUCUCUGGUGAUGUCAUUUGAUAUAGCUGUCAGUGGGUACGACCGUGCUGUCAAAAUUGAUGAACUAAAGCAACAGUUUCAUGUAAAAGCUAUAUUUAUUUUCUUAAUCUGAUUAACUGUUAUGUUCUUUUUCUUCACCGCAAUUCUCCUUUUCUAUCAUUUUUUCCUUCUGAUGACAAAUCAAACAACAUGGGAGCAUUCGAAAAAGACAUCAAUUAGUUAUCUAAAAGUUUAUCCUAGAACAGUCUUCCCAUUUGAUUAUGGCAUCUGGAACAACCUAAAGAUGACUUUAUGGCAUGGGAACAAGACUAGAGAGUGGACUCUUCGCCAUCCAGAUCUCCUCCGCACGAGAGAAGGAUUCAACUACUUUGAAAAUGAAUACUAUAAUUGUUGCUAAAUUAUUCCACCAGAGGGAAGUUUCAA